Messenger RNA from Maniola jurtina (meadow brown), 2268 nucleotides. RefSeq names its product fatty-acid amide hydrolase 2-B. The transcript is spliced from 9 exons. Lineage: Eukaryota; Metazoa; Arthropoda; Insecta; Lepidoptera; Nymphalidae. The record is from RefSeq and is a predicted model, not a curated record. Bases 218 to 2059 code for a protein of 613 amino acids.
AUUGUAAAAUGGAUAGCAGUUCUCUUUGUACUUGUUCUAUUGUAUAUUGUACUUGUGGAUAUAAUAUUUUCGUAAUACAGACAAGUUUUUCUUCUACCCACAGUAGACGUAAAAACGACAAUUCGUACUUGAAUUAUGACAUUGAAAUAUUAUACCUAAAUGUAAUACCUAAAUACCUAAAUUACUUAAACCAGCUAGCGGGUUAAGGAAGCGUAUAAUGAAGAAUUCAAUAUUAAAUUUGUGUUUAUCGUGUUUGAAUGUCGGUCUGUACGUUUUUACACGUGUGUUUUUAAUGGUAUUAAGUGCUAGUAUAUACCAAGGAUUCGUUUUGGCUGAAGUGUUGUUAAAUAAUUCGAAUGUGUGGUACCCGAAAUGGUUAUCGAAUUUGUUAGAAGACUUACGCGACGUAUUGUCGAAAAUAACAAAUUUUUUAUUGAGAAGGAUCACAGUGAAGGUCGUCAUGUUGAACGGGUUCAUGCGCUGGUUCCUGAGGUUCUUGGUGUCCUUGCUGUCGAUCGUAGUGUGGCCUGUCACUUAUCUGUUAAACAUUAAACGGAACCGAAAAUGUCCACCACCUGUGAAUCCAAUACUGUUCAAAUCUGCCACCACAUUGGCUAUGAUGAUCAGGAAUAAACAGAUCACAUCUGAAGAACUAGUGGAAGCUUACAUAGAAAGAUGUAAAGAAGUUAAUCCAUUCUUGAACGCUGUCGUCGAGCCCCGAUACGACAUGGCACUAAAGGAAGCAAGAUGUAUAGACAAAAUGAUAGCUUCAAACGAGCGGUCGCCAGAGGAACUGGCUAAAGAAUAUCCUUUAUUAGGCCUACCUAUGACUGUGAAAGAAAGUAUAGCGGUGGAAGGCAUGAGCAACGACUGCGGGACCGUCUAUCCGUACAGAAAUCCCGCUAAACAAGACGCGGAUAUAGUUCGCUUGGCGAGGGCAGCUGGUGCCAUACCCAUAGCUGUCACCAACACGCCACAGCUAUGUAUGAAUUGGGAGACGUACAACAAUGUCACCGGGUUGACAAUGAAUCCGUAUGACCAGAAGCGUACAACGGGCGGAUCUUCUGGAGGAGAAUCAGCGUUAAUUGCAUCGGCUGCCUCGCUCAUGGGCGUAGGAUCGGACAUAGCAGGAUCAUUGCGACUACCGCCGAUGUUCAAUGGUAUCUUCGGACACAAACCCACACCAAGGCUUCUUUCUAUUCAAGGUCACGUACCAGAUUGUUUAGAUACAGAAUUCGAAGAGUACUUUGCACUUGGACCUAUAACAAGAUACGCUGAAGAUUUGACGUUACUUCUCAAAGUUUUGAGGCAACCUAAUGGACCCGAUGUGCCUUUGGACAAGCCGGUAGACCUCACGCGGCUCAAGUUUUAUUACAUGGAGGGAGAUGACAGUCACGUGACAAAUAAAAUAGGCUCGGAUGUGAAGAAAGCGCUGGACAAAGCCAAAGCCUACUUACAGUCGACGUACAAUAUUGAAGUUAAGGAGCUGAAAAUAGCGAACAUCGAACAUAUGUGGGAGAUAAGUGUGAGAGUUCUCUUCAACAUUCCACAUGUACAGAACAUCUACACAGACCCGCAAAAACGCGACCAGUGGGUUUCCGUUUGGCCCGAUGUUCUGAAGAAAAUGGCCGGCCUAUCGAAUCAUUCGUUGACGAGUGUCGCCUAUGGCCCAGUGAAGAAGUUUUUUGAUGCUUUACCAAAAAGUUACUACAAGAAUCUGCUAAGGAUUUUUGAAGAGAUCAAAUCAGAUUUCAAUGAAGCAUUAUCCGACGACGCAGUAUUACUUUUUCCUACUUUCCCAUACCCAGCUCAUCUGCACUAUAGAAUAUUCUACAAGUUUCUUAAUUGUGGGUAUUUGACAAUUUUCAACGCGCUAGGUUUACCUGCAACUGCCUGUCCGCUGGGACUCACUGACAAAGGUUUGCCGGUAGGAAUACAAAUAGUUGCAAACAAAUGCAAUGAUCACUUAACAAUAGCCGUUGCCAAGGAAUUCGAAAAAGCUUUUGGUGGGUGGUCACCGCCAAACAAAGAACUUUUAAACUGUAUAAAGACUGCAUAGGUAACGCUAACGAUGUUAGAAUAAUGUAAGAAAAGGCGAUAAGGACCUAACCAAGGAAAUUAAAAUUGCCAAAGCUGAGGUACAGAGAUAAUUGACAAAGACGUUAGAUUUUUAUGGAUCCUUACCUAUAAGUAUUUUUGUAUAAAAAUAAAUUUGUUUUAAUAGUGUAUAAUUAUUACAGGGAAUUUAAAAAGUAAAUAUUUGAAAUA